This is a messenger RNA of Caenorhabditis elegans, 1473 nucleotides long. It is a transcript of the gene nhr-79, whose product is annotated as Nuclear hormone receptor family member nhr-79. Gene Ontology annotation, cellular component: nucleus. Gene Ontology annotation, molecular function: DNA-binding transcription factor activity; sequence-specific DNA binding; zinc ion binding. Gene Ontology annotation, biological process: regulation of DNA-templated transcription. NCBI's taxonomy places the organism in Eukaryota, Metazoa, Nematoda, Chromadorea, Rhabditida, Rhabditidae. The record is from RefSeq and is marked reviewed.
CAUAAAAAUGGUGCGUGGGAAGUGUAUGGUGUGUGACUCCCCGAAUGCUACAAACUACCAUUUUGGAGCACAAUCCUGCAAGGCUUGUGCUGCGUUUUUCCGUAGAAGUAUUGCCAUGGAUCAGUGCUACGAGUGUCUCGGAGAUGGGGUACAUUCCUGCAAAAUUGACCACACUCUCCGCCUCAAUUGCAGGCAUUGUCGACUUAAAAAAUGCCAAAAAGCAGGAAUGAUGAGGGAUUUGGUUCAAGCAAAACGAGAAAUCAAAUCUGAUAAAGGAAAAAACUCGAGAAAUUCUUCACAAUCCGAAGAUUUUUUCUCUCCGCCACCUGAACAGCCAGGACCUUCAAAUUAUUUCGAUCAAUUCCCAUGGCAAGCAUCGGAAAACGAAAUGGAUCCGUACCCAUCGUCACCAAAAAUACGGAAAAUGAGUGAAAAUCUGAUGGGAAUCGAUGAGCUCCAGCAAUUUAUUCAAAUUCCCGCCGGUGUCGACGAUUUUCCGGAUAUUUUUACGGAUUCUGAUGAGAUUCGAUCGAGAAUGACGUCGAUAUCAGAAGCUUCUGCCUACGUCACUGGAAUGGAGGAAGAAGAGAGGUUAUUCGGAUUGGCCGGUCUUUACACGGAGCAAGUGAUUAAUUUGAAUAUGCGUAGGCGGAUAACAUAUACCGACAGGCUUUUAGGAUCAGUUUUCGAUGCUCCGUGUGUUUGUCCGUACGACAAAGCUGAUCUGAAACUAUUCGACCAUCGGACCUAUCGGCAGAAGAAUCGGAAUGAUUAUACAAUGAUUUUAGAUUAUAUCAAUCGAUUUCCAGAAUUCGAGAGUUUGUCCAAGUCGGAGAAGACCGUCCUAUUUCGAACCGCCGCCGCAGUCGACGUGCUUUUGGACCAAUCCUAUUAUAGUCAAGUAAUCUUCCCGACAGAAGAUGUGCUAGUCACCGCAAAUGGCGAGUACCUUCCAAUGAAUCCAAUGCCGAAGGUCGAAAAUCAAAGGGACAGCGGGAAUUUCCAUUCGGAUGAGGAUUACGAUAGGUUCAAAAUGCUCACUUCGAUGAAGGUCCGGCAGUGGCUUCAUGUUUGUGAACCGAUGAAAAAACUGGACAUGUCGCUGGCCGAGUUUUCAUUGUUCAAAGCUCUGACUAUCUGGCACUAUAACUACUACAAACUACAGUGUACCGGCAAGCAAAUAUGCUCCAGACAACGAGAUGACAUUUUCCGAACUCUUCUACUAAUUUGUGAUGACGAGGGUCAUGACAGCGCACUUAUCCGUGCAUCGGAAAUUGUACUGGCAGUGGGGAUCGCAAUGGCCGAGGUUCACGAAAUGGUGACGUCAUAUAUAGAGAUUACGGUGUACGAUGUGUUGGAUGAUCCGAUUUUGAAGGAUAUGCUCAAGUUUCAGUAUUGAUUUGUUUUCUUUUUUGUUAUUGUGAUGUUACCGGUCUUGUAAAUGUGAGUUAAUAAAUUUGUUCUCAAAAUUCC